Abrus precatorius (Indian licorice) is the source of this 1226-nucleotide messenger RNA. RefSeq lists its product as uncharacterized. Lineage: Eukaryota; Viridiplantae; Streptophyta; Magnoliopsida; Fabales; Fabaceae. The transcript is spliced from 9 exons. The coding region runs from base 267 to 1124 and encodes 285 amino acids. The record is from RefSeq and is a predicted model, not a curated record.
GGGAGUGGACAACGUGGUACAAGUCAAAAAGAUAUGGCAUCAGCCAUUGAGUUUCUAUUUCUUUUUCUACUUCUUGAUCAUAAACCCUCAACACAAUCACGUUCCCAUUACAACUACCACUCACAAUCGCUUUCAGUCGACGCCAUUCUAUAUUAACCCCUCAAUACUCCUCUUUUUCCCCCUCCAUUCUCUACGAUCUGCUGCUUCUUUCUCGCUUUUGCUCUCUGGUUGCUAACACUCUGUAUUAAUACACCUGUUAGUCUAAAAUGGAAAACGGGGAUCAGUUCCAGGAAAUGUCAAAGGCGAAAUACGAUUGUCUUUUAUUUGAUCUUGAUGAUACCCUUUAUCCUUUGAGUUCUGGAUUGGCAGAGCACGUGAAAAAAAAUAUUCAGGAGUACAUGCUUCAAAAGCUUGGGAUACAGGAGGCUAAAGUUCCUGAAUUAUGCUUUUCCUUAUAUAAGGCAUACGGGACAACAAUGGCUGGUCUUAAGGCUAUUGGCUAUGGCUUUGACUAUGAUGACUUUCAUGGAUUUGUUCAUGGUAGAUUGCCAUAUAAUAUACUGAAACCUGACCCUAUUCUCAAGGGAAUUUUACUAAGCCUGCCUGUUAGAAAAGUUGUUUUUACAAACUCAGAUGAGGCCCAUGCAAGUAGAGUGCUUCAUAGGCUUGGACUGGAGGAUUGUUUUGAUCGAAUAAUAAGCUUUGAGACUCUCAAUCCUUCAAAUAACAAUGAAGAUGGCAGUGAAUAUAAGCCAAGUUCCACAGGAAUAUUUGAUUUUUAUGAGUACAUUCGAAGGCCUGAUUCUGAUAUCGAGCUUCCAAAGACACCGGUUGUAUGCAAACCCUUUGAAGAUGCCUUUGAAAAGGUUUUUGAUAUGGCAAAUAUUGACCCUCAAAGAGCAUUAUUCUUUGAUGACAGUGUCCGCAAUUUACGGACGGGAAAAUCACUUGGUCUCCACACUGUCCUGGUGGGCACUUCGGUUCGAACUUCAGGAGUGGAUCAUGCCUUGGAGAGCAUCCAUAAUAUGAAGGAGGCAUUUCCAGAACUAUGGGAAGCUGAUGAAAAGCCUGAAAAUGUGAAGUGCUCUAGAAAGGUUUCAAUUGAAACAUCAGUAAUAGCUUAAUAUAUCCAUGUUCUGAACUUAUGUUGUCUAGUGCUGUAUUGGAAUCUGACUUUGAUUAAUGUUUUUGUUGAAUGAAUUUGAUAUAAAUGAGUUUUUAUUUGC